AUGCCCUCCGGCUCAUCCUCAAAACACCACUCCUCCUCCUCCAGCUCUAAAAAGCACCACUCCAGCUCCUCGUCCAAACACUCGUCGUCCAAGCAUGACGACUGGGCGGACGUGACAGAGCCUGAAGAGAGGCGGCGGAUCCAGAACCGCAUUGCGCAGCGGAAAUUUCGCGAAAAGGCCCGCGACCAAAAGGAACGCCAGGAACGGGAUGCCCGAAACCAGGAGUUCGCCGGGUCCUCGUACGCCGUUCCCUUCGGCUCCGACCUGGCAGGCGAUGACCAGCUCUCCGGCCUCCCAUGGGGCGGCCUCAAUAUCCCGCACAUGGUCGCGCGGGGCCACGAGUCCGCCAGCCAGCAGGGCAGUUGGCGCGACGCCUCGGACCAGCAGUACGACUCUCAGCAGCAGCAGCAGUAUUACGAUCCGCAGUUUGCGGGAGGUUCGUUUGGGGGAGAUGACAUGGGUGGUAGCGCCGGCGGCACGGCAUAUGGGGGACGGCGGCAGCAGCUCGGGGAGGAGGCGCUAGAAGAGGCCGAGGAGGACCAAGGGAAUGAUGAGGCGCAGAAGGGCAAGGGAAAGGGAUCAGCGCGAUGA
Molecule: messenger RNA, 591 nt
Organism: Cryphonectria parasitica EP155
Lineage: Eukaryota; Fungi; Ascomycota; Sordariomycetes; Diaporthales; Cryphonectriaceae
Exons: 3
Coding region: 1-591 (196 amino acids)
Biological process (GO): regulation of DNA-templated transcription
Molecular function (GO): DNA-binding transcription factor activity
Source: RefSeq, a predicted model, not a curated record